Molecule: messenger RNA, 645 nt
Organism: Cordyceps militaris CM01
Lineage: Eukaryota; Fungi; Ascomycota; Sordariomycetes; Hypocreales; Cordycipitaceae
Exons: 1
Coding region: 1-645 (214 amino acids)
Source: RefSeq, a predicted model, not a curated record
AUGGGCAUCCCUGAGCGCAAAACCCCCGCCUCGGUGGCGGACUACAUCCUCUCCGUCCUAGCCGCGUCCGAGCAGACGCCGUAUCUCGGCGAAGCCAUUUCCCAGCUCCAGCACUCUCUGCAGGCCGCCGCCCAAGCCGCCUCGGCGACGCCGCCCGUCGACGAACUCACCCACGUCGCCGCGCUGCUCCACGACAUUGGCCAGUUCGCGCCGGCCGCCGACCUGCGCGCCCUGACCGGCGGCGAGGCCAGGCGCCUCGGAGGCCAAGCGGCGCCGCACUCGGUCGGUCGCGCGGGCCACGAGACGCUCGGCGGCGCCAUGCUCCGCGCGCUGGGCUUUCCGCAAAAGGUCGCCCGCCUGGUCGAGUCGCAUGUGGCGGCGAAGCGCUAUCUCUGCGCCGUGGAUGCCUCGUAUGCUGAAAGGCUGUCGGACGCGAGCAAGAGGAGCCUCGCGUACCAGGGCGGGCCGAUGAGCGGCGCGGAAAAGGACGAGUUUGGGUCCGGCGAGUGGUGUCGGGACAUGUGCCAGUUGCGGAGAUGGGAUGAUGCGGCCAAGGAGAAGGAUCUUAAGGUUAGAGACUUGGAAUCUUGGCGUACGGUUAUUGAGCGUGUCUUGAGUCAGAACAUGAAGGCGACCACGGAAUGA